This is a messenger RNA of Drosophila bipectinata, 872 nucleotides long. RefSeq names its product Proliferating cell nuclear antigen 2 (gene PCNA2). Gene Ontology annotation, molecular function: DNA polymerase processivity factor activity; DNA binding. Gene Ontology annotation, biological process: mismatch repair; regulation of DNA replication; translesion synthesis. The record is from RefSeq and is a predicted model, not a curated record. Gene Ontology annotation, cellular component: PCNA complex. NCBI's taxonomy places the organism in Eukaryota, Metazoa, Arthropoda, Insecta, Diptera, Drosophilidae.
GCUGGGCCCCAACAUAUUUUGUUUAUUUCCAAUUGUGAAAUUAACGGGACUUUUAUAGUUACUUUUUGAAAAAUGUUGGAGGCGCGAUUAGGACAAACCCUUCUUCUGAAGAAGAUCGUAGAGGCACUAAAAGAGAUAAUCUCGCAGGGCACGUUGGAUUGCAGUGACUCUGGCCUGCAGCUUCAAUCUAUGGACAACUCUCAUGUCUCACUAGUGGCUCUGAGUCUGCAAAGUGAUUGUUUCGAGAAAUUCCGUUGCGAUCGGAAUGUAUCACUUGGACUUGACCUCAAAUCCCUGGCCAAAGUACUUAAGUGCGCCAACAGCGACGACACUGUGACCCUCAGCGCUAGCGACAAACCGGACAAGCUCCUCCUCAGCUUUGAAUCAGGAGAAAAGGAGCGCACCGCGGACUAUGAACUAAAGCUACUCAAUCUGGAUGAGGACCAUCUGGGAAUACCUGACACCGAUUACUGUUGCACUAUUCAUAUGCCAUCCGCGGAGUUCGCUCGCAUCUGCCGGGACAUGAGCAUGUUCAGCGAAUCGGUCACGAUAGCCUGCUCCAAAAAGGGCAUCCAAUUUUCGGCCAACGGCGACUUAGGAUCUGCUAAUAUAAAGCUAAGUGAAGGCAGCAAGGGGGACGUAACCAUCGAAGUGGAUGACCCUUUGACACAGACCUUUGCUGGAAGGUAUCUGAACACAUUCACCAAGGCCACCCCUCUGACAGAGCGUGUAAAGAUUUGCCUAUCCGCCGAGGUUCCACUGCUUGUGGAAUAUGCCAUCGAAGAUUAUGGUUACAUUCGAUAUUACCUGGCCCCAAAAGUGGAUGAUGCCGAUGUAUAGGCAACUGACUGACAUCAUGUGCAAUAUUUUUA